Messenger RNA from Chanos chanos (milkfish), 1561 nucleotides. It is a transcript of the gene fundc2, whose product is annotated as fun14 domain containing 2. The record is from RefSeq and is a predicted model, not a curated record. Gene Ontology annotation, biological process: autophagy of mitochondrion. Gene Ontology annotation, cellular component: mitochondrial outer membrane. The transcript has 5 exons. NCBI's taxonomy places the organism in Eukaryota, Metazoa, Chordata, Actinopteri, Gonorynchiformes, Chanidae. The coding region runs from base 24 to 467 and encodes 147 amino acids.
GAAAACAUAGGAACUCUGAAAACAUGGCUGAGAGUAAGAAAGAUGGGGAGAUCUUUGACGUGAAGGAGCUGGCGGAAUAUGCCAAGAAUCAGAGGUGGUGGAACAAAGUGUUCGGAAAAAAGAAUUCCGGGCCGGCGGCGGAGAAGUAUUCCGUAGCGACGCAGCUGGCUAUCGGCGGGGUCACGGGAUGGUGUGCGGGCUUUCUCUUUCAGAAGGUCGGGAAGCUGGCCGCGUCGGCGGUGGGCGGGGGUUUCUUUCUACUUCAGAUUGCCAAUCACACGGGCUACAUUAAAAUCGACUGGAAACGGGUGGAGCGGGACAUGGACAAGGCCAAAAAGCAGCUGAAGCUCGACAAGCCCCCGAAAGAAGUGAGAACGAAAGUGGAUGAGGUACAGACGUUUGUGAAGCAGAACAUUGUCCUCACAGGAGGUUUCGUCGGAGGCUUUCUCCUGGGCCUUGCAUCUUAAAACCUCCGUCGACUCCAAUUUGCUUAUUAUCUUUAUUUUAUAUUUCAGUGUCAAGAAAGCAAAGUUUGCCUUCUGCCUACAAAGAAUUUUUUUUUUCUUUUUGACAUCCACAGUAUGUCGCUGCAUUCUGUAUUUAACUUUAAACCCCAAGAGGCUCUACCGUCGCUACGACGCAGCCAAUCACGUUCGGCCACGUUCAAACAAAUCUUUGUAUAAAGCAUGAAGCAUGACACCCUUUUAAAUGGUUCUCAAAUGAAGUGAACUAGCGCUGCAGUGUUUAAGCUUUGUUUCUGUUCUUUUUGCUAAGCUCUCUAUGGUACAGUAAUGCCUUCGUGUAUGAAUCCGUAUGGGUACUGGAGGAAGGAGAAUCAGACUUGUUGUGAGAUUCUCGUGUCUUUUGAUGCAAAUCCACUUUUUAAGUUUGGGCUUACAUUUUCUUCACUCCAGAGUUGCUGAAAAAUAACCUGACACUCCAAUGCUGUCUUAAAUGUAGCAGAGGGGGUCGUUUAUAGAGAAUAGAAACCAAAAGAUAUAUUUUCUUACCUGAAAAUGAGAGAAAUUCCAAAGGAUAGUGGUCAGCUGAAUCAUACAUGUGGGUUGUGUAUGUGUGUGAGACUGUUGUCAUGUAGUGUUCUGUGGGUCAUUUGCAUCAGCCCUGAGUCAUGUCGGUGAUUAAACCAAAUGAUGUCGUACAAUAAUGGCGCAUGGGAUGUGAUGUCACGAUGUGCUCGCUAGCAAACAUUUCCCUUUACCUUCACACCCUGAAAGCUGUAUAAGUAAAACAUUCUGUUCAUCUCAUUUACAAAGUGAGUAAUACAGACAUCAAACAUCAUCUUUAUGACUGGAAUCUCUCAUCAUGAGACACAUAUGCCAAUGAUGUGUGGACUGGAAAUGGCUGAAGCCUCGACAUUAAUUAGCAAUAUGUGGUCAGUGUCCAGCAAAAGAGCCAGUAUUGUUUAUACUGAAUGGGAAUGAAAGGCUGACACAAACUGAGAAAAUUAGUUCUGAACCAAGUAGUGUUUGGUGUGUGUAUUAUUGUUAUUUUUUUUUCCAGUUUUGGUAAAUAUUCUGUAGAAAUGAACCGCAUCUUAAAC